Capsicum annuum is the source of this 2941-nucleotide messenger RNA. Its product is annotated as calcium-transporting ATPase 2, plasma membrane-type. Gene Ontology annotation, cellular component: membrane; intracellular membrane-bounded organelle. Gene Ontology annotation, molecular function: P-type calcium transporter activity; ATP hydrolysis activity; calmodulin binding. The record is from RefSeq and is a predicted model, not a curated record. NCBI's taxonomy places the organism in Eukaryota, Viridiplantae, Streptophyta, Magnoliopsida, Solanales, Solanaceae.
CUAACAACCAACCGUAUGACUGUAGUGAAAACAUGCUUCUGUAUGAAUGUCAAGGAUGUGAAUAAGCCGAGUGAUGCAUCAGACCUUUGUUCUGAGAUCCGAAAUUUGUGCUCAAAACAUUGCUGCAGUCAAUUUUUAACAAUACCGGAGGAGAAGUUGUAGCUUCCAAGCAUGGGAAACCAGACAUAUUGGGAACACCUAUGGAGACUGCUUCAUUGCAGUUUGGUUUAGCACUUGGUGGUGAUUUACCGGCGGAACGACAAGCUGGGAAACUUAUAAAAGUUGAGCCAUUUAACUAUACAAACAAACGCAUGGGUGUGGUGCUGGACCUCGCUGAAGGAGGUUUAAGGGCUCGUACUAAAGGCGCUUCAGAAAUAAUUCUAGCUGCUUGUGACGAGUUAAUUAAUUCCAGUGGGGAGGUUAUUCCCUUGGAUGAAACAUCAACUAACCAUCUGAAUACCACAAUCGAUCAGCUUGCCAAUGAACCUCUCCGCACUUUGUGUCUUUGAUGAGUUGGAAAAAGGAUUCUCCCCUGCUGCCGAUAUUCCAGUUUCUGGUUAUACUUGUAUAGGUAUUGUAGAUAUAAAGGAGCCUGUUCGUCCUGAAGUCAGGGAGUCUGUUGCACUUAGUCGUUCAGCUGGGGAUAAUGUAUGAAUGGUUACUGGUGAUAACAUCAAUACUGCAACAGCCAUAGCUAGGGAAUGUGGUAUACUGAUCGAUGCAGGUAUUGCAAUUGAAGGUACAGUUUUCUGGUAUAAGAGUCAAGAGGAAAUGCUAAAUCUGAUUCCCAGAAUUCAGGUGACGGCUAGGUGACGGAUCAUUGCAGCAAUAGGCACAAAAUGGAGUUUACUACUCUCAUAAUUCGCUUGUCUUGCAUAAAGAUUCAAAGACAUCACUUUCUGGUUUCCAGAGAAAAGGAAAAAUGGCUUCCCUCUAUCCGUUUCCUGAAGUCUUUUUGGUUUCUUUCUUGUGGAAUAUCAUUUGGAAUAGGAAUUAAAGUUAAUGUCAUUUUCUAGACUAUAUUACGAGAGCAGUGGAGUUUUAUUAUAUGUUGACUUCUGGUGUUGUAACGGCUAAUGUAUUGAAGAGAAGUGUGAAGGUUUGUCCUUAACCACCAUCUCUAUUGGUGUAACCUAAUACCAAUGUGAAAUUUUGGUGAAAUAAUAAAACAAAUACAGAACAACAUGGAUUGUUUAAUGUGUCAUUUGACUACACCUCAGCUCUUAGUUAGUAGAGAAGAUCACAAUAGAAAAGAAUAAUUUUCAGGUGUACUUGCAGAACAAUAUGUAAAGUUUGGAUCAUGAAAGUGGAGCUUACAACACCUACGAACUUAUAGUAAGCACAAAAAUAAUCUCAACGGCCUUCUAUUUAGGUAUGUAGAGAUCAAAGCUUUUAGCAAAUUGUCUUUUUUGGAUGGGUGCAUUCAAGAUUUUCUGGUCCUCUCUCAUUUGGAUGUUUAUAUGUAUCUUAAACAAUGGUCAAUAAUCGAAAUCGUAAAACACAAUUAAUAUCGCUUUAGUAUAUAUAUUUUGCAACAAAUAUAUGUACAAGUGACAUGCUUAAUUGGUUCUCAGGAAAUAAAAUUAGCAUAUGUGAUAUUGAAAGUCUGAAGUUUCAAUCAUCUAAAGCUUAAAAUUUGCAAUAACUAAGCAUUAACUAUCACAUCCACUGAAGUACAACUUACAGUUACACAAGGUCUGUUGUUAAUAGAAUUCCAAUUGAGGAGAUGUUUUUUAGCAACCUUCGUAUUGACUUUCUUCAAUUUAUACGAAGUAUUGUUAAAUAUACGAUUCCUAUAAUAGAAAUGAAAUAAAAUUGAUUUUAUACAAUAUAAAUUGAUUUUAUACAAUAUUUCCAUAUUUAUUAAUUACCAAUAUACUACUAUCCAUAUGCUAAACUUGAUAACCUUCCUUCUCCUACAAUUAUAAUCUACAUCAAAAUAACAUAUAAUUAUAUUAUCAAACAAUAUAAAAAUGUUUAAAUAAUCAAAAAUAAUAUUUAUUCAAACACAUGUACUUAAAAGCACGGGUAAAGUGCGGCCAUAUUCCAUAGUAUAGAUAAUAAAACAAAAACUACUAAACAGAAAGGUUGUAAAGUGGUUAAUUUGGGUUUGUGAUUGCCUAAUUGGGACUUGAGAACACGUGACUCACGUGGAGGCCAUAAACUGUAAAAUGGAAGUACCUACAAAUUAAAGGUUUAGAUUAAAAAAAAAAAAAAAAGCAACGGUGUAGAUUAAUUUGGUUCACCCAUAUAAAUAUUUCAACUGAAUUUCUAAACGGCAGUUAAUGAGUUCACCGGUACACGCACAUACACACAUAAGGGAAAGGAGAGAAAAGAAUUCGGAAGGGAUUCGUCUCUUCUCACCCAAUUUCCAGGCUAUAUUUCUACUUAGUUCUGUUCGAGUCAUUUUCCAGACGGAUUCAAAUUGUUCGAGUUUCUUGUCAAGGAUUCUUAGUGGCAACGCUUUCUCUACUUAGUUCAAUUCGAGUCAUCUUCCGCUGGGUUCAAAUUGUUCGAGUUUCUUGUCAAUGAUUCUUAGUCGCAGGGCUUUCUCUACUUAGUUCAGUUCGAGUCAUCUUCUGGCCAGUUUCAAAUCGUUGGAGUUUCUUGUCAAGGAUUCUUAGUGCUGGGUUCAAAUCUUGAAGUUUCUUGUCAAGGAUUCUUAGUGCAAGUCUUUCUCUGAGUUUGAGGGGCAUGCAGAAAUUUGAGUUUCGAUGUGCCAACGGUAGGCGGUAGCAACUAGAGGAUGGAACCAUGCCAACAACAAGAGCUUGAAGAGUGUUUGAGUUUUCCCUAUUCUUUACGCUUGUAAAAAAAUCUAGGAUAGCCAUUUAUUUGUACUUGUCAACUUUAUACCUUGCAGAGACAUCCAAUUAGGCAUUUCUACGUGAUUUCAGAGUUAUGGGUGACACUUGUUGUGCUAAUUUCAUUCCAUUGAAGA